Molecule: messenger RNA, 1099 nt
Organism: Apis laboriosa (Himalayan honeybee)
Lineage: Eukaryota; Metazoa; Arthropoda; Insecta; Hymenoptera; Apidae
Gene: Awh
Product: LIM/homeobox protein Awh-like
Exons: 6
Coding region: 95-1093 (332 amino acids)
Biological process (GO): regulation of transcription by RNA polymerase II; neuron differentiation
Cellular component (GO): nucleus
Molecular function (GO): DNA-binding transcription factor activity, RNA polymerase II-specific; RNA polymerase II transcription regulatory region sequence-specific DNA binding
Source: RefSeq, a predicted model, not a curated record
GGAUUACUCUCCUGUGACCGAUAACCAGAAGUUAUUAGGGAUCGGCGAAUUGAAUAAAGGGAAGUGUCUCUGGAUCGUUGUACUUAAGGCAGUCAUGAAGACAGAGGUGGAAGACAUGACGAGCGACAGCGUGUGCGAUGGAACCGGGGCGAAUCUCGCCACGCCGGAGACUACCGGUGGCCUGAUAGGACCGGAAAUGCCGGCGAACGUGAUGGAGUGUGGCGGAUGCGGAGAGCGCGUCCGCGAGCGCACUGUCCUCUGCGUCGGCGGUCGAACUUGGCACUCUAGGUGCUUAAGGUGCUUCGCGUGUGCCAGGCCAUUACACGAUCAACACUCGUGCUUCUUGAAGGGCAUGAGGCUCUAUUGCAGGCACGACUAUGCUCUAACAUUCGGUGCUAAAUGCGCGAAAUGUGGUCGAAGCGUGGGUGCGGGGGAUUGGGUGAGGAGGGCCAGGGAAAGGGUGUAUCAUUUGGCGUGUUUCGCCUGCGACGCCUGUUCCCGUCAACUCUCCACAGGCGAGCAAUUCGCCCUCCUGGACGCCAGAUUGCUUUGUAAGGCUCACUACCUGGACGUCGUCGAAGGCAACAACACUUCUUCCGAUGAAGGCGGUGACUCCGAGAGCGGGCACAAGAGCGGUAACAAGGCGAAGAGAGUGAGAACCACGUUCACGGAAGAACAACUGUCCGUUCUUCAAGCGAAUUUCCAAUUGGACAGCAACCCGGACGGCCAAGAUCUCGAGAGGAUAGCCCAUGUGACGGGACUCAGCAAAAGAGUUACUCAGGUUUGGUUCCAGAAUUCUAGGGCGAGGCAGAAGAAGCAUCUGCACACGGGAAAAAUGAAAGGGCAACACGUUCAUCAAUCACCACCAAAUUCUAACGCGUCCACUGGCGAUUUCGGUCGACACAUCAAUUUACAUCUGACCUAUUCGUUUCAACAUCAACAGCAACACCAUCAUGGCCAGCAACCUCCGCAAUUAAGUCCGGCUACGUGCAAAAGUCCCACACCCUCGAUUUAUCAUAAUCAUGGCUCGGAACAAUCGAUGGAUGAACUCUCGCAAGACUCGAUGAUGUUGUCGAUGCCGAACGAGGUUUAAUCGCCG